AUGGGCCACGGUGGCGCUUUUCUACGACUCGGCCAGACAGGCCUGCGAAUCAUCGAAUUCGCCUGUGCCGCUAUCAUUUUCGGUAUCUACAGCUACUUCCUCGCGGUCCUGGCUAGACAUAACAUCACCAUUCCAACAUGGGAGCUGGCCGUUGAAGGCAUGUCUGGCGCCGCCUGUCUCUAUACCAUCUUCGGCAUUCUCUUCACCCUCUGUCUUGGAGGCGUCUUUUUCUUCGCUCUCAUCGCCGUCGUCCUCGAUAUCUGCUUCGUUGGCUGCUUCGCCGCGAUCGCAUACUAUACCCGCCACGGUGCCAACUCAUGUCGUGGGAUGGUCAACACUCCUCUCGGCACGGGCCUCGACAACCAAGCCGCCCCUGGCGCCGGCAAUUGGGCCUUUGUCUGCAGAUUGAACACGUCCUGCUUUGCUGUUGCCGUCGUCAACAUCUUUCUCUUCCUCCUCACAGCAGUCGUCCAGGUUCUCUUGGCCCGUCACCACAAGAAGGAGAAGCGCUUUGGCCCCGGCCCUACCAACAACUACACCAAGGGCUUUGGCCGUCGUCCAUUCUGGAAGCGUAACCGUAGAGUCCAACCGACUCGUGAUGCAGAGAUGGCCAUCGGCACCGGCCCCACCUCCACAUACCGUCCAAGCCACGAAACCGGCGUGACUGGCUCAACCAUGAACAAUGCCGGUCAUUCUCCUCUCUCCUCCGAGCCCAAGUACGGCCAACCCGGCUACGGUAUGCAAGGGUACGCUGCCCCCGCGACGAACUACUAG
Molecule: messenger RNA, 774 nt
Organism: Rhinocladiella mackenziei CBS 650.93
Lineage: Eukaryota; Fungi; Ascomycota; Eurotiomycetes; Chaetothyriales; Herpotrichiellaceae
Exons: 1
Coding region: 1-774 (257 amino acids)
Source: RefSeq, a predicted model, not a curated record